Messenger RNA from Leptosia nina, 1245 nucleotides. The record is from the annotation of a GenBank genome assembly. NCBI's taxonomy places the organism in Eukaryota, Metazoa, Arthropoda, Insecta, Lepidoptera, Pieridae.
AUGAAACGAACUAUUUUAGGAAAUCUGUAUAUCCCAAAUAAGUUUAGGAGAAUCUGUAAGCAGUGUGACCAGUGUGAAGUGGUUUGGACUAUCUUUUUGUUUACAAAAUUAUAUGGGGACCGGUUCAAAAUCAAGGGCAUCAUGUUCAAGUAUGAAUCUAUUAAUGGAUUUCCAUGUGAAGGAGAGGAUCUCACCACAUUUGGUGAAGAAAUUGAUACACAAAUAUUAAAUUCAUAUCUGCCAGAAAGUGGAGAUUUGCUGCUGGAGGUAUCAGAGCCACAGUUUUGUGAUGAAACCAUGGAUGUACAGACAAAGUACAAUCCUUAUGAGUACCAAAAUAUAGAGAUCCCGAUCUCACCUCAGGGUCCACCUGAUAGGAAAAACUUCUCGGGUGAUGUUGAUUUUGUUGUUGAAAUUGAUAGCGCACGUACAAAGAAGAAGAAGUAUCUGUACUCACAUCGCUUGAACCGUAUCUACGUAGAUAUGCUGGUAAAUUUCUCAGUCAGCUUUCGCUGGGAUAUGGCCAAAAUGCCAGAGAACGCGUACAUCCGCGCCACCACAGUCUUUGCUGACGUAGCACAAGCAGAAAAGCGAGUGGAACGAUGCUACCAACACUCACACGAGUCCUCUAACACCACUGGAGCAUCACGAGCAGUUAUCAUGAAUGUCCUUCGUUCGGCCAGAGACUAUGCUUCUUCAGAUGUUCACUACUGCGGUGUGCCUGACCAGGCUGAUUCUUGGUAUUCAGUUGUGGUGCGCAGCCCUAGGCCCACUGAGCUGGCUUAUAUGUUUCUGUGCAAGAAUUCCUGUUCUUCGGGCAUUAACAGGCGGCCAAUAGAGAUUAUUUUUACUCUAGAAGAUGUUACGGGAAAAGUGUACGGUCGUCAAAGUGUUGGAGCCCGGGUGUGUUCUUGCCCUCGACGAGACAUAGCACGCGAUGAAGCAGUCGAGGGAGUUUCCCCGGACAAGAGGCCAAUCUCUGCGUCAAAUACAACGGCACCUGCUCAAGAAUCACGCUCGAAGAAGAUACGUCUUGCAGUGGUCGAGAAGGAUGAUGCCGUUAUACAACUACCCUCGAUUGAAGUGGUCAGUCACAGAACAGCUCAAAUAGGCCUUGAAGUCAUGCUGAAUAUGAUGGAACAAUCCAGAGACGCUAAACUCAGUGCCAGACAGUCUACAGAGGCACUCGACACCCAUAUUAACAAUUUGAAGAAACUUAUUAACAAUCUCAAAACUAAAGGAUAA